AUGUACAGAGCCAGUUUCGCCAGGCCGCUUUUCGGCUUAAAUAGAACCAACUGUAUCUCUAAAAGACGCUACGCUACCCCGCUGCUCAAGCAGUAUAGCCCAUUCAAGACGCCGUUGUCUCUUCUAUGGGCCACCAAGGUUCCUGCCAUCGCCAAAGCGUUUUCGGGAGUUGUGGCCUUGGCUAUGAGCUUGACCAAUAUCCACCCAGAUGUGCUUAUAACAGCCGGCCCUCCAUUGUUGGGAGCAGGCUACAUUGCAUACCGUAAGCAUGAGAAGAGGAAGUACUUGCGUGCCCUUGAGCUUGUCCUAGAACUGCGCGCGAACGCCCUGGAGAGUGACAUCGUUGAGGUAGCCAGGUACGACGAGACCGAUCUUGAUCUUGCUUUGAAGGGGAUCGAUUCGGAGUAUGAGUACUUUCUAAGUGUGGUUAUUCCCAGAAUUGAGUCUCGUGUGAUCGACUUCCUCGUUUUGCAGGAGCUGGAGGGACUGGUAGUGCCGGCACUUAGGCAACUCAUUGACGAGAAUGGUCAAGUGAAUCUAAAUGUCGCAUCAAUGCCUGAGACGUUUGUUACACUGAAGGCAGAAUAUCCGCAGCCGGCUGAUUUGGGGCUACAAACAGCUUCGAUUGUGUCAUUUAUUUCUUUCUCUAUUCCCUUCUACGACUCCAAAGACCCACAAACCCGAGAAAGACUCGGAGUGUUACAGGUUUCGAUGCUUGAACGUCCUAAAAAUUCGGACCAGGAUACUGGCAGUAUUUUCUAUGAUGUUGGAAUCCAAAUCUGGCCCUACACUUCGUUCUCCAAACCGGUCUCUGUCACUUAG
Molecule: messenger RNA, 822 nt
Organism: Australozyma saopauloensis
Lineage: Eukaryota; Fungi; Ascomycota; Pichiomycetes; Serinales; Metschnikowiaceae
Gene: GOA1
Product: Goa1p
Exons: 1
Coding region: 1-822 (273 amino acids)
Source: RefSeq, a predicted model, not a curated record